UCUUUGGUGAAAGCUGAAACCCUUUUUUUUUUUUUUGUGGAUUUUCGUUGACAGAAAUGAUGAUAAAAAUGUUGAGAGAAGAGCGACCAUCGAGUAAGAUAGUGACAAUCGAAAUCUUCUCCACGAUUAAGGAAAGAUUUGAACCCUAUGAAUCCUCUGUUUUUGAGGCUGCUGGUUACAAUUGGAGGUUGAUUUUGUACGUGACUGGUAAUAAAAACGAUGGAGGAAAUAAUCAUAUAUCACUUUACGUGAGGAUCGAAGAUACAGAAUCUCUUCCCAAGGGUUGGGAAGUCAAUGUUGAUCUUAAACUCUUUGUCCACAAUCAGAAGCAACAGAAAUACUUUUCUGCUACAGAUGGAACAGUGAAAAGAUACAACGAUGCCAAAAAAGAAUGGGGAUUCGGACAAUUGAUUCCUCUUUCAACAUUCUACAACACGAACGAAGGUUACAUCGUGCAAGACACUUGUUCUUUUGGUGCUGAGAUCUUCAUCGUUAAACCAGUCGAACAAGAAGAGAAAGUCACAUUUGUAUCAAACCCUCGGGACAACAUUUUCACGUGGAAGAUACUUCGUUUCUCCACUUUGGAAGAUAAGUUCUACUACUCUGACGAUUUUCUCGUUGGAGACCGAUACUGGAGAUUAGGAUUUAACCCGAAAGGGGAUGGAGGUGGAAGACCACAUGCACUGCCACUCUUCCUAUUUGCCACAGGCUUUAAGACAAACGCAGUCGCUACAAACACUUGGGGAGCGGUUAAUCUGCGGUUAAAGAAUCAGCGAAGCUCUAACCACAGACAAUUAUACUCUGCAGCUUGGUACCCGAUUCGACGCGAUUAUGGUGUGGGAGUGAACAAUAUCAUAUUGUUUAAAGAUUUAAACGAUGCAUCCAAAGGGUAUUUGGUUAAUGAUGCCAUUAUCUUUGAAGCUGAAAUGGUUAAAGUCUCCGUGACCAACAUCGUUCCCGUUUAAAGAUCUCUACUUCUUUAUCAUCAAUAAAACAACCCUAUGAAUAAAGAGACGUUUAAUGGGUUUGUAAUAAGACAAUGUUGUUGAUGCUUGUGUUGUAAAUUUGUUAUCGUUAUUUCUGUUCUUCGAGUUUCUUUUUCCCUGUUAUGUUAUCAAUAAAAAGAAACUCUCUUGGUUUUCGUAAA
Messenger RNA from Eutrema salsugineum, 1147 nucleotides. RefSeq lists its product as uncharacterized. Bases 57 to 965 code for a protein of 302 amino acids. NCBI's taxonomy places the organism in Eukaryota, Viridiplantae, Streptophyta, Magnoliopsida, Brassicales, Brassicaceae. The record is from RefSeq and is a predicted model, not a curated record. Gene Ontology annotation, molecular function: protein binding. The transcript has 5 exons.